UUUCAGCAGUCCCGCACCAAUUUCUCGACAUUUUAGUUCUUCCUCUGAAAACCUAGGAGGUUCGGUCUCUGUCUACCUUCCAUCUCCGAUUCAGAAACCCGGACGGAACCCUAGGCUUCUUCUUCGCUCUCUCUCACUCUCUGUGGAAAGAUGUCGACUGCCUUGGACAUGUCCCUCGAUGAUUUGAUCAAGAAGAACAAGUCGUCCGGAGCUAAUCCCCGAGGCCGGGGCAGAGGAGCCGGCCCCGGUCCUGCUCGCCGCAUCCCCAACCGAUCAGCCAAUCGGGCUGCUCCUUAUUCCGUCCCGAGGGCUCCAGAUUCGGCGUGGCAGCAUGAUUUGUUUGCGGAUCAGAUGCCGGGGUUUCAGAAUCCAACAGCGGCGGCUAGGGCGACGUCCAUUGAAACGGGAACCAAGCUUUACAUCUCCAAUCUGGAUUACGGGGUAUCCAACGAGGACAUUAAGGAACUUUUUUCAGAGGUUGGUGAUUUGAAACGGUACUCUAUUCACUAUGAUAGAAGUGGAAGAUCGAAGGGAACAGCGGAGGUCGUUUUUUCAAAAAGGCCAGAUGCUUUAGCCGCCGUGAAAAGAUAUAACAAUGUGCAGCUGGAUGGGAAACCAAUGAAAAUUGAAAUUGUUGGAACAAACAUUCCAGCACCCAUAGUUUUGCCUCAGUUGGUGAAUGACAAUUUUCGAAAUUUUAAUCCACCACCUAGAAGCAGUGCUCUGGGAAGAGGCAUUACCGGCAGGGGGAGGGGCCGAGGAGGCCGCGGUCGAGGCAGAGGCCGUGGGGAAUCUGUUUCUGUGGCUGAUCUCGAUGCGGAUUUAGACAAAUACCAUUCCGAGGCGAUGCAGACCAACUGAAAUGUUGUUUUCAAGUUUCUUAAUGUACUGCAACCUAUUUGUUGUUUUCUAGUUUUCAAGUA
Messenger RNA from Phalaenopsis equestris, 923 nucleotides. RefSeq names its product THO complex subunit 4A-like. Gene Ontology annotation, molecular function: mRNA binding. Gene Ontology annotation, biological process: mRNA export from nucleus. The record is from RefSeq and is a predicted model, not a curated record. Bases 151 to 861 code for a protein of 236 amino acids. Gene Ontology annotation, cellular component: nucleus. NCBI's taxonomy places the organism in Eukaryota, Viridiplantae, Streptophyta, Magnoliopsida, Asparagales, Orchidaceae. The transcript is spliced from 6 exons.